UGGUGGUGUUGUUGCUGCUGUUGUGUUGUCAGGGUUGUGGCUGGCUUUGUACUGCUGCUGUACUGCUGUUGGUGCUGUUGUUGCUGCUGCUGCUGCCUUGUCAAGAGUCUUGCCUGGGUCUCUCCCGCCGUAUCGCUGCUGCUGCUACUGCUGCUGUAGUCGCUGGCUGUCGUCUUCGUUGGCGUCGUCUCUGCCAAAGUAAUCGCCGGAAGAGCGACCAUGGGGCUGUUCAUGUCGAGAGCCCUGGAGGACAACAUGAAGCGGCAGCAGGAGUUCAUGCUGCUCAACCAGCGGCUGCAGAUGGAGCGUCAGAUGGCCAUGCAGAGCCAGAUGCAGCAGAGGCAGAUGGCCAUGCAGCUCGCUGGUUCCCGCGAGUUCUUCAAAUACUACGCCUCCUUCUACAGCCUGGCCACCGUCACGCUCACCGCGGGCGCCAUGCGGAGCAAGCGGCCGGGCCUGCUGGUGCCGCUGGUUCCCCUGGGCUUCGUGUUGGCCUACCAGUAUGACCGCGCCUACGGGAGCAUGCUGCAGCGCAUGAGGGACGAAGCCGAGUGGCUCAUGGACAAGGACGCCGGACGUCUGCAGCUGCCGCACGGGCUGCCGACCUUCGAGGACGUGGAGAAGUGCCGGCGCGCCAACGCCAAGUUCCCGCCCGCGUCGGGAUAAGGCGGCGCCAUCGCCAUCGCCCGCUCGUUAGGGGGGGGGGGGGUCUGCUCGUGAACGCGCGCGGUGCAUUGUGGGUGAAGGCGAUCGUCGGGUGCGUCGCGUGUGCCCCCUCUCUUGCGCCCCGCGGGGUGAGCGGGCGAGGGCGAGCGGGCGAGUUACUGAGAGAUCGAAUCAAGUGGGCGAGCGGGCGAGAGACGGCGGGAGAGUGGGCGAGCGAGCGAGCGAGCGAGUGGGCGGUCUUGAACGGGGAAGCUACCUCGGCGAGUCGCCCAUCCAUCCCUACUCCGGCAAACGUCGCCAGUGAGUGCUGUGUUUUGAUCGAGUCCGUCCCUUAACAUUAACGGCAAUCGUCACGCGUGGGCCUGUGUGUGUGUGUACGUGUCUCUGUGCGAGCUGGCAGACUUGCACAGAAGCCGAUAGACUCACACAGCGACCCAUAGACUCACACAGUGACCCAUAGACUCACACAGAGACCCAUAGACUCACACAGUGACCCAUAGACGCACACAGUGACCCAUAGACUCAUACAGUGACCCAUAG
Molecule: messenger RNA, 1206 nt
Organism: Petromyzon marinus (sea lamprey)
Lineage: Eukaryota; Metazoa; Chordata; Hyperoartia; Petromyzontiformes; Petromyzontidae
Gene: PLGRKT
Product: plasminogen receptor with a C-terminal lysine
Biological process (GO): positive regulation of plasminogen activation
Cellular component (GO): plasma membrane
Source: RefSeq, a predicted model, not a curated record